Molecule: messenger RNA, 2205 nt
Organism: Camelus dromedarius (Arabian camel)
Lineage: Eukaryota; Metazoa; Chordata; Mammalia; Artiodactyla; Camelidae
Gene: ACSBG2
Product: acyl-CoA synthetase bubblegum family member 2
Exons: 13
Coding region: 1-1866 (621 amino acids)
Cellular component (GO): membrane; endoplasmic reticulum
Molecular function (GO): long-chain fatty acid-CoA ligase activity
Source: RefSeq, a predicted model, not a curated record
AUGACCAUCCCUGAGUUUUUUCAGGAGUCAGUAAACCGAUUUGGGAUUUAUCCAGCCCUCGCAUCAAAGAAGGAUGGAAAGUGGGAAAUCCUGAGUUUCAAUCAGUACUAUGAGGCUUCUCGGAAGGCUGCGAAAGCCAUGAUCAAGCUGGGCUUGGAGCCUUUCCACUCAGUCGGCAUCCUUGGGUUUAACUCCGUCGAGUGGUUUAUUGCUGCUCUUGGUGCCAUCUUAGCGGGGGGCCUUUGUGUUGGUAUUUAUGCCACCAACUCUGCGGACGCUUGUCAGUAUGCCAUUGCUCACUCCAAAGUGAACAUCCUGGUGGUUGAGAAUGAGCUACAGUUGCAGAAAAUCUUUUCGAUUCCGAAGAACAGGAUACAGACCCUAAAAGCAAUCAUCCAGUACAGACUGCCGGUGAAGGAGACCAAAAAUUACGACCUGUACUCUUGGGACGAUUUCAUGGAACUUGGCAACAGCAUCCCUGAUUCCCAGCUGGACCAGAUCAUAGGGAGCCAGAAGGCCAACCAGUGUGCUGUCAUCAUCUACACUUCUGGGACCACGGGCCACCCCAAGGGAGCGAUGCUGAGCCAUGACAACAUCACAUGGAUGGCAGGGGCGGCGGCAAUGGAGUGCAACCUGUCUUUAGCUCCCAAAAAGCAGGAGGUGGUGGUCAGCUACCUUCCGCUCAGCCACAUUGCAGCUCAGAUGAUGGACAUCUGGAUACCCAUGAAAGUCGGGGCUUCCAUCUACUUUGCUCAACCAGACGCGCUCAAGGGCACCUUGGUCAACACUCUGCAGGAGGUAAAGCCUACUGCCUUCAUGGGGGUGCCCCGAAUUUGGGAGAAGAUGCAUGAGAAGAUAAAGGAAGCUGCUUCCAAAUCUUCAAGCUUGAGGAAAAAGGUGUUUUCAUGGGCAAGAAAUGUUGGUUUAAAGAUCAACACAAAAAGGAUGCUGGGGGCUCAUGACACGCCCAUGAGCUACCGCAUGGCCAAGGCCCUCGUGUUCAGCAAAGUCAAGAGCAGCCUGGGCCUGGAUCACUGCCACAUUUUUAUCAGUGGGGCCGCGCCCCUCAACCAAGAGACAUCGGAGUUCUUUCUGAGCCUGGACAUACCGAUAGGCGAGGUGUAUGGCUUGAGCGAAAGCACGGGGCCCCAUUCCAUGUCCACCCCGGAGAACUACAGGAUUCUCAGUUCCGGCAAAGUCAUGACUGGGUGUAAGAACAUGCUGUACCAGCAGAACAAGGAAGGCAUUGGGGAAGUCUGCCUCUGGGGCCGGCACGUCUUCAUGGGCUACCUGGGAAGCGAGGACGCGACCACAGAGGCCAUCGACAAGGAGGGCUGGCUACACUCCGGGGACUUGGGCCGCGUGGACAACAAGGGUUUCCUCUACAUUACAGGCCGCAUCAAAGAAAUUAUCAUCACUGCCGGUGGCGAGAACGUGGCCCCCAUCCCCAUCGAGAACCUCGUUAAGGAGAAGCUCCCCAUCAUCAGUAACGCCAUGCUGGUGGGAGACAAGGCCAAGUUCCUGAGCGUCCUGCUGACGCUGAAGUGUGAGGUCGACAAGACAAGCGGGGAGCCGCUGGACAACCUGACCUGGGAGGCCAUCAAGUUCUGCCGGGACGUGGGCAGCCAGGCAAGCACCGUGACCGAGAUCGUGGAGCUGCAAGACCCCCUGGUCUACAUGGCCAUCCAGAAAGGCAUAAACGCUGUGAAUCAGCAAGCCAUCUCCAACGCACAAAAGAUUCAGAAGUGGGUCAUCCUGGAGAAGGAUUUUUCCAUCGGUGGAGGAGAGCUAGGUCCCACGACAAAGAUGAAAAGACAUUUUAUAAUCCAGAAAUAUAAAAGGCAGAUCGAAAACCUCUACCACUGACUUCUUUGGCAAAGCUGCUCCGGGCUGCCCCGAUGCCUCCAACAGGAAGAUGCCAUCGCGAUGUGAUCUGCUGCUCUGGGUGGGGACUGGAGUCUCCCUUAUUUCUGAGAAGCCAGAUUCCCUCGGGUCACUCCUCCUCGUCCCCCUGAGGAAGAGGCACGCCCUUUCUGACCUGCCCCGCCUUCAGCAGCAACAGGCCAGUCACAGAUCUUUGAGUUACUAUGAAGCAUCAGGGUGUGAUCCCGGGGAAGCUCACAGGGAGGUGUCUGAAGAACUGCCUGUUUAGAAGAUCUGACCUUAUAGGUUCCAACCAGAUGUUUUUCCUCCCCAGAGGGUUGA